CGCACACGCGAGAAGGCAAGAAGCGGGAGCUCGCAGGCAUGACCCGAUGCGGUUCUCGGGUGGACUGAGGCGCGUCCAUCCGGCCAUGUCCCGGGGCGCGCUGUUCCUGUGCCUCUUCACGCUGGCCGUUCACCGCUCGCGUUGCUGGGGCGCCAAACCCCUGCAGUGUCAGGAGAUCUCGGUGCCCAUGUGCAAGGGCAUCGGCUACAACCACACUUACAUGCCCAACCAGUUCCACCACGACACACAGGACGAAGCCGGCCUGGAAGUGCACCAGUUCCUGGCGCUGGUGGAGAUCAAGUGCUCGGCGGACCUGCGCUUCUUCCUGUGCAGCAUGUACACGCCCAUCUGCCUGGAGGACUACAAGAAGCCCCUGCCGCCUUGCCGGAGCGUGUGCGAGCGCGCGCGAGCGGGCUGCGCGCCCCUCAUGAGGCAGUUCGGCUUCCCGUGGCCGGACCGCAUGAGGUGCGAGCUGCUCCCGGAGCAGGGCCAGCAGGACCGGCUGUGCAUGGACUACAACCAGGACCCGAGUCAGAGCACCGGGGCGUCCGCGGGCGCCGGCGCGGCCACUAGCGCCGCGCCGCCCACCAAGCGCCCGCCUCUCAAGCCCUGGAAGAAGGGGGGCCACAAGCACCGCACGCCGCUCGUUGUGCAGGCGGCGGCCCCGGCUCCCAAGUGCCCGCCGCCGGCCGACUGCGCCGCGUCCGCGUCCUGCCACAGCCCUUUCUUCAGCGCCGAGGAGCGCGCCUUUACCGCCUUCUGGAUCGGUCUGUGGGCGGCGCUGUGCUUCGCGUCCACGCUCAUCACCGUGGCCACCUUCCUGGUCGACAUGGAGCGCUUCAAGUACCCCGAGCGGCCCAUCAUCUUCUUAGCCGCCUGCUACCUGUGCGUAUCGGCCGGCUACCUGCUGCGGCUCGCGGCGGGUCACGAGAGGGUGGCGUGCACGCGCCAGCACGGCGUCGAGCACGCGCAGCAGGCCAGCGCCGGCCCCGCGCUCUGCACGCUGGUCUUCCUCCUCGUUUACUUUUUCGGCAUGGCCGCCUCCAUCUGGUGGGUCAUCCUUUCCCUGGCUUGGUUCCUCGCCGCCGCGCUCAAGUGGGGCAACGAGGCCAUCGCGGGCUACGCGUCCUACUUCCACCUGGCCGCCUGGCUCCUCCCCAGCAUGAAAACCAUCGCCGCGCUGGCGCUCGGAUCCGUGGACGGGGACCCGGUGGCGGGCAUCUGCUACGUGGGCAACCGUAACCUAGACAACCUGCGCGGCUUCGUCCUCGCUCCCCUCGUGGUCUACCUGCUGGUGGGCUCCAUGUUCCUGCUGGCCGGCUUCGUGUCUCUCUUCCGCAUUCGGCGCGUCAUCCGUCGCCAGGGGGGCGGCGGCGCGGCCAAGGCGGACAAGCUGCAGCGGCUCAUGGUUCGAAUCGGGGUGUUCACGGUGCUUUACACGGUACCGGCCGCCGUCAUCGCGGCGUGCUACUUCUAUGAGCAGCACAACCGGCAAGCGUGGGAAGCGGGCUACAGAUGCGGGUGCCCCCCCUCCUCCACCGCAGACGGCGCCGACGCUCGCCCCCCGCGGCCGGACUACGCCGUGUUCAUGCUCAAGUACUUCAUGGGGCUGCUGGGGGGCAUCACGUCCGGCGUGUGGGUGUGGUCCGGGAAAACCCUGGAUUCGUGGAGGACGUGGUGCACGCGAUGCUGUUGGAAGAGCAAGACGACGACGUCGUCGGCGGGAGGGGGGUCCAUGUACAGCGACGUCAGCACCGGACUCACCUGGAGGUCCGGGACCGGGAGCUUGGUGUCGUUCCCCAAGCAGGUGCCUCUGUCCCGGGUGUGAGGUGGUGGGACGCUCACUGAGGGGGGGGGGGGGGGGGGGGGGGGGUGACACCGACCUGCUCUUUCGUCCUGAUGACGCCAUCAGGGUCACUCGGGUCCACAUUGCCUUAAAACGGACUCAUUACGGGUUUGCGUCGCGCAUAAAUGGGGGUAUUUAUCUAAUUAUAAUGUACAGAUCAUGUAAUUAUGUAUAAUUGUCACUUUGAUAGAAGAGUUUAUUUUGAAUAAACAAAAACAUUUGAAUUGAA
Hippocampus zosterae (dwarf seahorse) is the source of this 2075-nucleotide messenger RNA. Its product is annotated as frizzled-8-like. Lineage: Eukaryota; Metazoa; Chordata; Actinopteri; Syngnathiformes; Syngnathidae. Bases 47 to 1828 code for a protein of 593 amino acids. Gene Ontology annotation, biological process: non-canonical Wnt signaling pathway; canonical Wnt signaling pathway. The transcript has a single exon. Gene Ontology annotation, cellular component: plasma membrane. Gene Ontology annotation, molecular function: Wnt-protein binding; Wnt receptor activity. The record is from RefSeq and is a predicted model, not a curated record.